UUGAGUACAUGUCUAUGUGUGUGGAGGGGGGCGCCAUGUUUACAGAGUUUUUACAUAGUUCAUUGGUGGUCGGGAGCUAACGUUCAGGUGACUUCACCACUGUUGUGUCCCAGAACUUCAGCUGGAAGUGUCAGUUUUAUCUUCUUAGGGCGACUCUUCGCUUUAGCCGCAGCUAAGUGAGUAUGCUUGGGGCAGUGGUUUUGGGCAUUGGACUAGCAGGUCAGGCUCGGAUCAGAGACCUGUUGGCUCCUCUUCCUGGCAGUUCUGCUGAGAAACUUUCCAUCCGAGGGUUCGUUUCCAGGAGAAACCUGAAUACUCACCAAGGGGUCAGUCAGAUCUCACUAGAGGAGGCUGUAAGCAGACAGGACAUUCAUGUUGCAUUCAUCUGCACUGAGAACGAGUCCCAUGAAGACUACAUAAGGAUGUUUCUGCAGGCAGGAAAGCAUGUCUGUGUGGAGUAUCCAAUGACCAUGUCCUACGAUACUGCUGAGGAGCUCUGGGAGUUGGCCCAAAAAAAAGGCCUAAUUCUACAUGAAGAACACAUCGAGCUGCUGACUGAGGAUUACAAACAACUACAGAAGGAUUUAGAUGGGAAAGUUCUGCAGGGUGGCUCUCUUCAUUUUACUGGUGAACCUCUGAAGCGUGGAUCUGGUUUCCCAGCAUUCAGCGGCAUCGCUCGCCUCACCUGGCUGGUCAGCUUGUUUGGAAAGCUUUCUGUAACUGCAGCAGCCUUUGAAGAGGACUCGGCUAAAGGCUACAGCAAGAUGACUGCACAGCUGCUAACUUCUAACAACAAAGCUUUAACUUGGAUCGAAGAACGAAGGCCGGGGCUCCCCAGGGCAAAGAAGGUCAACUUUGUUUUUGACUCCUGCACUGUGACCCAAGUCCCAGCCGCACCCAGAGGGACGGUGGGACUCUUCAUGCAGGACUUGAUCCACUUCUCUGCCAAGCUGUUAGGCCAAGUGAGUCCAGAAGAGCUUCAGAGGGAGAAAAUCCGGAUCCUACACUGCUUGGAAUUAGCAGAAAAGAUACGACAACUUAGCCAAAGUUAAAUUUGGACUUUCUCGAUCAUGAUCAUAUUAAUUGAUUCACCACCAUAUCCUCUUUUAUUCUUUCAGUUUUCUUUAUUGUUAACAUGAAAAGUAAUUGGGCAUCAAAUGGGACAAAUCUGCAGUGCUGGAAACGUCUGAAUAAACUACUUACUCAAACAUCUAA
Molecule: messenger RNA, 1215 nt
Organism: Nothobranchius furzeri (turquoise killifish)
Lineage: Eukaryota; Metazoa; Chordata; Actinopteri; Cyprinodontiformes; Nothobranchiidae
Gene: blvra
Product: biliverdin reductase A
Biological process (GO): heme catabolic process
Molecular function (GO): zinc ion binding; nucleotide binding; biliverdin reductase [NAD(P)H] activity
Source: RefSeq, a predicted model, not a curated record